UUUAUUUUGCUUGAUAAAUCGCGAACUUUUCUCCAGUUUCAAAGUUGACAGAGGCUGUCGUUGGACUUUAAAAAUGCUUGCUGAAAGUUACAGGGACUGUCAGGCUUGGAGAGCAGAGGGUCUUCCUCUGUCCACCAGCAGUAAUGAAGCUUGCAAACUGUAUGAUGCUAUACUCACACAGUAUGUGAAAUGGAGGAAUGAUGAAACCUUGGGAGGAGUUGAAGGAUGCGUUUCUGCUAUCCAGGCUGCUGACCCUAACUUUGUAAUGGGUCAUGUGAUAAGCACCGGCUUGGAGCUGGUGGCAACAACGAGCAGCACCCGGCUGGAUAAGCGUCUGGCCAGCGCUGUGAAGCAAACAGUGGAGCUCGCCAACAGCCAGGACAUCUCUCCGAGAGAACGGCUUCACGUCAAAGCCGUGGAGCUGUUCUCACGCGGGAACUUUCCAAAAGCCUGUGAUGUAUGGGAAGAUAUUCUUGUGGAUCAUCCCACCGAUAUGUUGGCCCUCAAGUUUUCCCAUGAUGGCUACUUCUAUAUGGGAGCCCAAACCCCGAUGAGGGACUCUGUCGCCAGGGUUCUCCCUUACUGGAAACCACAUAUGCCUUUGUCCAGCUACCUGAAAGGACUAUAUUCUUUUGGUCUCCUAGAGACUCGCUUCUAUGACCAGGCAGAAAAAGUGGCCAUGGAGGGCCUCGCUCUGACUCCAGAUGAUGCCUGGUCCGUCCACUCUGUGGCCCACGUUUGUGAGAUGAAGGCGGAGGUGGACAAAGGCUUGAAGUUCAUGGAGGGCAGAGAGAAAGACUGGCAGGUUUCUGAGGUGCUGGCUAGUCAUAACUACUGGCACUGGGCUCUAUACUUCAUUGAGAAGGGGCAAUAUGAAGCAGCGCUGCAGAUAUAUGAUGCUCAGGUAUUCAAACGCUGUAAGGCCUCAGGAUCCAUGCUGGACACUGUGGAUGCCAGUUCAAUGCUCUGCAGGCUGGAAAUGGAAGGUGUGUGUGUGAAGGACCGCUGGCAGGAGCUGCUCCAGGUAACGCAGCCUCACACCGACGAUCACGUGACCUUGUUUAACGACCUCCACUUCCUCACGGUGUCGCUGGGAGCUAAAGAGAGCAGGACGAGUCAGCGUCUGCUGGAGGGCCUCCAGGAAUUAGCUAAGGAGCCAGGGGAGAAUCAGCAGCAUCAGCUGGCAGGGACUGUAGGUGUUCCAAUGUGUCAGGCAUUGAUGGAGUACAACCAGGGCAACUACAAACAAGCUGUGGAGCUUCUGUACCCGUUACGCUACCGCAUGGUAGACAUAGGUGGCAGUGAUGCGCAGAGGGAUCUGUUCAAUCAACUGCUUAUUCAUGCAGCCAUGAAAUCUGAGAAUAAACAUCACCAGAAACUGGGAAGAUGUCUUCUGGUGGAGCGUGAUGCCGUGAGGCCAAACUCCCCCCUGACCCACCGUCUGAUGCAGAGAGCUCGGGCGCUUCACGACUAGAACGAUUGCAAGGUGUGCAGAGCCGUUCCCAUGCAAAAAUCAUCAGAGCGACCGCUGUAAUCUGACGUCAAGAUGUUUGGCUUGAGGAGACUUCUUCGCCAGGAGCUUUGCAUUGUUGUCAAAACAGCUGAAAUCUUUAUGCAACAGUUUUUUUCAUUCCUGACCUGACCGGUGUUCAAUAUUAAAUAAAUAGUACUAAAAUUAAUACUGACAUGAAGAAAAUUUGAAAUAUAUCAACUAUAAUUUGUGAAAUAAUCUAACAAAUUAUUCAAGUGAUAUGUCAGAAUGCUCUUUUCAGAACUUUCCCAAUAUAACUCCAUAAUGUAAUGCCACAUUUCAUUUUUCACUCUUUUUUUUCACCUUUUAGCUAAAUGCAUGUCCCUGCCUCUGAAGCAAACAAGCUCAACAGCUUCUACCAGAUUUAGCCAGUUGGCUCCAGUAAAGUCAAGCUACAAUGACGGUAAAGAUACUCUGAAUUUGGCAGCUGCUGCAUGUCAGCAUAAUACAACGAAACUAACAUUUGCUUUUAUUAUUUUAUUACAUGUUACCUAAUCAGCUGGCUGGCUAGCUCAAUGAGAGUUACGAGCUUUGUUUAUGACUCAAUGUCACAUUAACACGCCCUCCUUUCUAGCAGGCUGGCUCGAUAUGUUGCAAGGGUAGACUUAAAAGCUAAUAUAGAGGUUCAGUUACCGUGUCGGUGUCUAUUUACAGUAGCAUAGCAGCUAGGUAUUGAUUUACAACCCUUUGACAAUGUCGAUGCUCCAGCUAGCAGGUGCUAAGUGCCAAAGCUGAGUAGCAGUUGUUAAGCUUGUAGAUUUUAGGGCAUGACUCAUGUGCCCUGCUAAAGGCUGGGGAGUUAGUGCAUAGACUGUAUAUAAAGAUGGACGUAGCAUCUGGCUCCAAAAUUGAAGCCCACCCGGAAGUGUCAAAAACUUGCAAUAUCACGCCGUCCGCUAGGGUUGGCUCCAAAAAGCUUUUUCUCCAUAGACCCCAAUUCAUUUUUGGAAAAAAUAAAAUUUGAUAGACUGAUGUUCUACAGCUCAGGAUUUUUUUUCCCCCCGUUAGUUUUCAUGGUCAAAAUGAGAGAUCAGGUGGCUGAUCUUAAAAUAAAUCAAUACUGAAUUUUAAAUAAAUCGUUAAAGUUGGCGGAGCCAGGGGGCGUGGCUAUACUUGAUUGACAGUCCCAUAGACUGGUCCUGCCCCUAGUUGCUCUCAGGUCCAGCCUGUUUGAUGACGCUUUUUACGUCAUUGGCUCCAAAAACUCCAAAAUGGCGACCAGGAAGUAGCAAAAUCUGAGCUUCAUUUCCUCGGUGUUGAAACCAACGGGUGGCGUCACGGUUAGUUCACGCCUGGGUUAGUGACAACACAGCCAGCAUGAAAAGAGACUUUAAGAAAGGAAAUGUGUGACAUUAAAUAUGUUAAGAAGAAAUGGCAUCUUAAAAUACAAAUAUCGAUAAUGGUAGAAAAUGUAUGUCCAUUUUUUUGAAGAUAAUUGAUGAAAUCACAUUUAAUAAUGAGCUGAGUUUAAAUAAUUUCUUAAAGUUUGAUUUGCUAUGUUAAACAAAACGCAUUUCAGUGGUUACUUUUUUUUAAUAUUGACAACUUGGGGGUUCCAUAUUUUAAAUUGUGUACUUGUGAAACUUUUUAUCAACAAAUUUGCACAGUUCUUAGUAAUUAUAGGUUUCCAUUUUCUGUGAUGAAUAACUGGAGUCCUCGGCACAUCAUCACUUGCUUUUUGCGAACAAGUUUUUCUUGCUAAUCAGUAUAUCUCACAGUGACUCUGUCCUGAAAAACAAGUGCUUUGAAUGAAUUUUAUUAGCAAACUUGUCACAUUUAAAUAUAAAUACUUUCAGAGAUGAAAUCUGCAUGUCAAUGUCAAUACAAAAAGCAUGUUCAAAAGCAAUAAAUAUACACUUUGCACCUUG
Acanthochromis polyacanthus (spiny chromis) is the source of this 3399-nucleotide messenger RNA. RefSeq names its product tetratricopeptide repeat domain 38 (gene ttc38). Gene Ontology annotation, molecular function: protein binding. The record is from RefSeq and is a predicted model, not a curated record. Lineage: Eukaryota; Metazoa; Chordata; Actinopteri; Pomacentridae. The coding region runs from base 74 to 1474 and encodes 466 amino acids. The transcript has 14 exons.